AUGGCCGAACCCAUCCAUGUUGCGUCGCACAGCGAAUUCGACUCGCUCUUGGCGACUACGAGAUACGUCAUCGUCGAUUUCUACGCCGAUUGGUGCGGACCUUGCAAGGCGAUUGCGCCGCACUUCCUCAGGAUGGCCUCGACAUUUUCCAUCCCCGGUUACCUCGCCUUCGCCAAGGUGGAUGUCGACAGGGUCGCGUCCGUUGCCAUGAAGUACCAAGUCGCCGCCAUGCCCACCUUCAUGUUCUUCAAAGAAGGGAAGCAGGUCGCCGUCAACGGCAAUGUUACGAUACAAGGCGCGAACCUGCCGACCUUGACACAGGCGGUCGAGAAGAUGGGGAGGCUUGCCAAGGAGAAAGCCGCCGCGGCCGCCGCGGAAAGUGCUUAG
Chaetomium globosum CBS 148.51 is the source of this 387-nucleotide messenger RNA. RefSeq lists its product as uncharacterized. The transcript has a single exon. Bases 1 to 387 code for a protein of 128 amino acids. The record is from RefSeq and is a predicted model, not a curated record. NCBI's taxonomy places the organism in Eukaryota, Fungi, Ascomycota, Sordariomycetes, Sordariales, Chaetomiaceae.